AUGUUUUUCUGUAGUGGACCUCCGCGCACCUACGCCGUGUCUGAUGCAUGUGAGCGAAUGGAAGACGUGGCCAUGGCCAUGCAUCCAUCACAAUGCGUGUUUGCGCGUGUAACGUCGACUCGUGUGGCGCUAUGGAGCGCGUCACUGGGUCUGCCAGCCACGGGGCGUCGUCUUCUCGCGUAUUGUCGCCGUAGUGGCCAGUGGAUUGAGCGGUUAGGGGACAAUGAGGGAACAGACGGGCUAUUGAAGGAGCGAGGAACGUUGCGUCACUUGUGGGCCGUAUGGGUUUCGGGUAAUCGUCUUGCCGUGGUCGAGAAAGAUUCGCAAUCCGUCGAGUUUUAUGCAUUUGAUGGGCUAAACAAGUUGCUUUUGCGUGCUGAGACAUGUCAUCACGACUUGACGGACGAUGAUCUGAUUUCACUUGAAGAUGCAACUGUUGAAGUUGCCACUAAAUUGGACCACUUGUCAUCCACUAAAUCAGAGCAAAAGGAAACCGACGACGGAAAAGACGGAACAAAGGCAACUUCAACGAAACUUCAACUUGUAGCCAAGUAUGUUGAAGAUUAUCCACUUAAUCAGGGCGAGUCUCAAAGUGAUUACGAUGAUGUCGCGGCCUCAAUGAGUGCGGUACCCGGCAGUAAUUUCCUGUUUGUUGGCAUGGCAAGUGGUAUGAUUUGUGUCGUGGAAGUUGUUGACGUAAUCAAUACAGACGAUGGCCAAACGUCCUGGUACAAAAGCACUGCAAAUGGUUCCACCAAGAUUUGGAAAAUUGAUGUUCGAACGCACUUGGCAAUGCCAAACGACACGGAGUUACCAAGUUGCUAUGAACUCACUUGUGCUUCGGCUGAGUUGCCGUUGCAGAUUACGUCAUUGUACCUUGUAGCCAGUUUCAAAGGCGGAAAAUGUUUUAUAAUGUCGCUAUCUCCUUUUCAGAAACGGAUUAAUCAUUUACUAUCGUUGAUUAAUACGGAGAGGGACAUAACCGCGUCGACUGGCGGUAGUAAUGACAAUGGUCAUUGUACUUCAACCUCAUUGGACAAAAGUGGGUCGCAACUGGCUCUUGGCUGGUCGGACGGUGGCGUUUCACUGUUUCGAUUAUCGUUACAAACAAUGGAACAAAGUAACAAGACGACUAAGACCCAAACUGAAGUAGCUGGUGAAGAAAAAGUACACAUGACACUGGCUCUGGAACCGAUACGAGAGUUAAGUCUCGUCUCACGGGGCUACACACCAACAGAUAUUGGCUCUGUAACGGCGUUAGCGUGGUCUUAUGACGGUCAAAGUGUUGCUGUAGGUUACGAACAACGCGGUUUCUCUCUUUUCUCUAUUGAUGGAUGUCGCUUAAUGUCGAGUUUGCCUCAGCAUAAGCAGGAACGACCAGGAAAGAUUGAUGAACACAAUAUGAAAGAAGUGUGUGCUUUUGGUGUGCUUGCAUUGCUGUGGACACAAGAAAGUAAUGCAUUGAUUGUGGUGCCCCGAGGAGAACAGAGGACACAGCUGAUACAGCUACCGGAAGAUGAGAUUUUGAGAAAAGUGGAGGAAGAAACCAAUGGAGAUGUGAAAAAAGCUACACAUUUGUUUGAAAUGGUGCAAGCAAACAUUAUGAAAGAAGAAGACGGACUGUGUUUGUCUCUAUCGGGUGCACCUCGUCGCUGCGGUGCCUGGGUUCGAAGCGACAAAAGUUUUAUAAAGCGAGUGCGUGAUGGUGGCAUGGGUCCAGCGGAGACAUGCGGUCAGAUUCAGGGUGGUGACUUGCUUGUGGGCGUCAACGAUAACUUAAAGGUUGUUAACUUGUCGUUUGAGCAGAUUGUCCGUGAAAUUAAGGGACUACCAGACAACGAGGAAGUGACGCUCACAUUUAUGCGUUUAAAAUGGGAUGAAGUGUUCCCGCUGGCUGUCGAAGCACUAGCUUCACCUGAAUUUAUGGAUGCACAUGGUAUCCACUUGCUCGACGAUGAAAACUUGUGCAUUCGCGAGUAUGCGCUACGUAUGCAAGCGAUGUAUGGAGACUGCGAUUUAGACGAGCGUCCGCCUCUAAUGGAGCUGGAGUGCCGUGCAAAGUUUGAUGGAUGGGAAGCAAUUCAGGGCACUACACCGAAGGUCGCAAAGCAUAAGUAUGUGAAGCUGUUGUUUGCUCUGUUUCCAGUGUGGAAUCCAAACCAUUUCUUGAAUGUGCUAACCGAGUACUGGAAUGCUCUUCUCGCACAGAAGCUUUACAGUGCUAAACAAAUGAGACUGAAAGAGUUACAGUCUCACCGAGAACUCGUUAAGAUGCGUCAGCAGACGUUGAUUUCAUUUGCUCAGUUUGAUUUCGCAAAAACUGUACCACUUUCCGGGGGGAAAUCGUCUCGACUUGCGUUGAUAGAGUGUAAAAGCGUUCGUUUGGUGGCCGCACCUUCGCUUGAUGACCCUUGUGCUUUGACGUCCUGUGUUAAUUGGAGUGUACCUACUGAGUUUGAGAAAUGCUGUCCUCUUCGCCUCGUGGCUGUUAGCCCUAGCGGUAACCACUUGGCGGUGGCGGGACAAAGAGGCUUUUGCUUGCUCAAUAUUGUGACUGGAAAAUGGAGGAUGUUUGGCAACGUGAACGAUGAGCAGGACAUGUUUGUUUACUCGUUUUUGUGGGUGGGGAAUGAUGCGAUUGUGGUAAACUUUACGCGAUUAAGCGAAAAGCACCAGUCGUUGCACCUGCAGGCGUACCCUAGGAAUCACUUAGAUGAAGAAUCCAUUCUAGAGAAGUUAGUGUUCGCACGUCAAAGUAAAAAUGCUUCACUAAGUCGAGGAUCAGCCGCAUUAGGAGAACGGUCGCUUGGAGGUGAUGCCGAUGACGGUUUCUUAAUCAUGGAAUGCGAUAAUGCUCAGGAUAACCUCUUUUGUGUAUCCAGAAGCGAGCUGUGGUGCUUCAGUCUAAAACAAAAAGGUGUCAUGAAACAAAACAACCUUCGGAUGAAAAUUCAACUUAAACGACGGGUAAAACUGCCGUCACGGAUGGUGGAGUCGCAGCCUGUUGGAACCUGCAGAAGAAAUCCUAUCUUGGAUUUUGCUGUGCUACCACGUUUCCUGCACAUUCAAGACGAAAAACUACGAAAAAAGCAGCUGCAAGAGUAUCAGAUGGAACGUGAACACGAAAAUGAUGAUGAAGGCUGGCUUUCGAAUAUUGUGAAUAUGCUGGUUGGUGGCGAAGUACCUGACCAGUACACACCAGAAGAAGUACUCCCUCGGUUCGCGUUCGUCGAUAGUGUCGGCGAUGUGAUCAUAUGGGACCCAGAAAAUCGUUCACAGCGAUUAUUGUGCUCGAAUGUGAGCACGAUGGCAAGACUAUUUGUAUCUCCGCAGGCCUGUGCUGAGUGGCCAGCACCAUGUCGACUUAUUUACGGGUUGUAUGGUCCGGAAGGCAUGAAGGUGUGGCUUCCGCUACUGGAUGGCGUUUAUAUGACCCAUACAAAAGCUUUCGAAGAAGAUAAUCACCGACUGGAGACGUUCUUGGCUUGCCACGACCCACUGCGUGCGAAAACGUACGAGAUUGAGUUUGGUACCGCUCCAGCCACGGCUGAGCUCUACGAGCAAGUCAUCAGCGAGUACGGACUAGCCUUGGAUGGUUUCUUGUCCAGUGGUAGUGGUGUUGGGGUAGGGACCGGAAGGAUGCCUUUGAACGACGGGUAUUCAAACAUGCGUGGAUGUGUGACGUCGGUGGAUGAUCCGUUCGCGAAAGAUGGCAUGCUUCGCUUCGAUUUUGACGUGAAGGUGCUGGGCAUUGAGCAAGCGUUCGGACUGCUUGUUGGUGUCUCACAGGACGUAUAUGUGCCGUCUGGUGUGCUGAUCCCUUGCUAUGAUGUGUUCGCGCGCGUGCAGCCCAUAUUCCACACACUGCUGUGUUUCCUCGUGCAGAAUGAGCAGCUUUCGUGGGCGCGUCUCGUUCUAGACGGCAUCCGAAAGCAAUUUGCGCUGUCGACCUCGACACAAGAACUAUUUCUUCAUUCCAUGCUCGAAGCUUGCUUUGCAAAGCGAUGUUCACUAGAAAAACUGCACACAGCCGUCCAGCUUCUGCGUCCUAGCGACGAAGAGCAAUGUGACAUCGCAGAGUACUGUGAGAUUGUUGCUCACGUGGCACGUAAGAGCGAGCCGUCCCGACUGAAGGUCUUGUUCCCUACGGCGGGCGACCCAAUAGAUCUACUAAGAACUUGUCGACAACGGUCAGAGCUCCAGACGGCUGCCAACUUUCUGCUCAUCUUAGACGAGUGCUCAAUUGCGUCAGGUUCUUCUUUGCCGCAGCGGAUGGAAAGCGCAGCCGAACUGUUAACGGAGUGCGUCGAUCAGGAAGAGCGGGUACUUGCACAGCAGGUGGUGCGGGUCGCGCGUGACUGGGAGCAACCGCCAUUCGACGAGCCAUCGUGCCGAGCCUCGUCUCAAAUUGCCAAGCACACUAGCAUCGAUGAGCGGCUCGCAUCUCUGGCUUGGGACAACCUUGUUCGUGGUGAAUACGAGCGUGUGGUCUGGUGCAUUGAAGACCUCCAGGCGAAGCUCCCUUACAAGUCUUUAGAAGAGCGCCAAUCAGACGAGGACCGUUCCGCUAUCUUAGACCGGCUUUACCAGGUCUUCAUUCAGAGCAACAAGCGAAGACAGCUCAGGUAA
Molecule: messenger RNA, 4629 nt
Organism: Peronospora farinosa
Lineage: Eukaryota; Oomycota; Peronosporomycetes; Peronosporales; Peronosporaceae
Source: the annotation of a GenBank genome assembly